AUAAGCAACGUUUCAAAAUGUCUACUAUUAUCGAGAAUUUUUUACAUUUUCAUUGUUCUUCUAUUAACAGUAUUCUUUUCCUUUACAAUGAUAUUAUGAGAAAUAUAAUAAUAGUGUAAUAAUAAUGAAUAAAUCAGGUGUAUGUGAAAUUCAUUAGACAAAAAAUCUUAUAAUAAUUUAUUUAAAUGUCCCAUUAGAUAACUAAUGAAAGUUAAAUAAGAAGUUUGACAUAACUUCUACAGCUUGUAAAAAAAGCAGGAUAAUCUCUAAGUACUGGCACGUGAUUACGUGAGGAGUCAUUAAUUACAUAACGUCAGUUGAUAAAUUUAAAGAGUGGAAAUAAAAAUAUUGUUUUUCGCGAAAGCACGUGAAUUGACAGGACUCAAGGAAUGUAAAAUUAUUGUCCCAAGAAAAUUAUCUUACACAGAACUUUUGGAUACAAUAGUAGCAUCAUUUCAUUUUGAAAAUAUACGUGAUACACUAAUACUAGCUGUGAACGAGGAAUUUGUUUCUCAAGAUUCUAUUUUAGAAUUAUCAGAGAAAAACGAAAUUGCUGUCAUUCCACCACUUAGUGGAGGUUAACAUGGGUACUGGAAAAGAUUUUGUCAGGUUAGAACAGAAAGUAUUAAAUGUUGGAGAAAUAGUUAAUUUAAUAGUUUCGCCUAAAUGUGGUGCAAUAUCUACUUUCGUAGGAACUACGCGUGAUAAUUUUGAAAAUAAAAAGGUUAUAAAACUAGAGUAUGAAGCUUAUGAACCUAUGGCAUUAAAAGAAAUGAAUAAUAUAUGUGCUAAAAUACGUUCACAAUGGAAUAUAGAGCAUAUCGCUAUAUAUCAUCGUCUUGGCGAAGUACCAGUGACUGAAGCUAGUGUGGUUAUAGCAGUUUCUUCUCCUCAUAGACAAGAAUCGCUUAGAGCUGUAGAAUAUGCUAUUAAUACAUUGAAAGCCUCAGUUCCUAUAUGGAAGAAAGAGAUAUAUGAUAUUGAAGAGCCUAAAUGGAAGGAAAAUAAAGAAUGUAUCUGGUCUAAUAAUACUGUUGUAUGUAAUGAAACAAUAGAAAAAUGGAAGGAUUCGUCUAAAAGUUCAUGUUCAAAUGAAAAAGGUUCUUUGGAAGAUGUAGAAAUGCCAGUAGAAGAGCCUGUUUUAUUUGAUCCAAACCUUGUACAAAUUAGAGCAAGCUCAGAUGAACUUAAACAUAGAAUAGAAUCUUUCAUUCAAAGAAAACGUCAACAAGUGAAUUUAGUAAACGUACAAGAAUUCUGUUGUUACAGAGAGCAGUGUAAUGAAAAACAAAAUUCUUGUGCAAGAGUGGAUGCUAUUUUGAUUAGAAGAAAAGAUUCUAAAAGUCAUGUUAAAGUACAUAGGGUAUUGAAUGCAUGGGGACCUCAAACGGUUGACCAAUCAAGUCUACAUAAAGCUACUAAUCAUACGACAAACCAGAGCAAUAAUAACUACUCUUCCGUAUUAGACGACCGAAUAUCUACUGCUGAAAAAAUGUUAGGCAUAAUAAAGCCUGUUUCUCGAGAUAUCUAUGAAAGACUUAAAAAUAUCGAAAAUAGGAUAUUAUUUUUAGAAGGAGUAUCUCCAGAGUAUAAAGAUUUUUGGGUAACAGAGGAUAUAGACAAUUUAACACAGAAUAUGAAACCAGUCAGAAAAAGGACAUAUUCUAUGGCGGAACUCGAUUCAAAAUUGCACGAAUUAGAAAAUAAGUAUGCAAAAACAAUAAAAUAACAUUUAUGAGAUGAUCUAUAUAAAAAAAAAAUCGAAUUUAUUUUAUUAUUAUAUUAAAUUAUACCAAUAAGAAAAAUGAAGUAUUAUUGUUUUCUAAAUAAAACGUUUAACAUCUUUCUGAA
Molecule: messenger RNA, 1851 nt
Organism: Vespa crabro (European hornet)
Lineage: Eukaryota; Metazoa; Arthropoda; Insecta; Hymenoptera; Vespidae
Gene: Mocs2B
Product: molybdopterin synthase catalytic subunit
Exons: 9
Coding region: 584-1729 (381 amino acids)
Biological process (GO): Mo-molybdopterin cofactor biosynthetic process
Cellular component (GO): cytosol
Molecular function (GO): molybdopterin synthase activity
Source: RefSeq, a predicted model, not a curated record